Molecule: messenger RNA, 823 nt
Organism: Chiloscyllium plagiosum (whitespotted bambooshark)
Lineage: Eukaryota; Metazoa; Chordata; Chondrichthyes; Orectolobiformes; Hemiscylliidae
Gene: uqcc5
Product: ubiquinol-cytochrome c reductase complex assembly factor 5
Source: RefSeq, a predicted model, not a curated record
UUCCAGGACAAAAGAGGACACCAGACUUGUGACAACGUGAAGUGAGAAGUGUCAAUACACCAAUACUGUACUCGCCAAGCUGCCUUGAACUCGGACCCUUCUGAAUCGUGAGCAAUGAUAGGUUGUCAGCACAACUGACGAGGGGGUUGGUGCUUUCCUGGUGCCGUGAGUCGGUGAAAGGUCAACAUCGUAAAGCGGUAAUGCGCUGGGAGAAAGAGCAGAGACCCACAACAUAAGGACGUUUGCCUUGGUGCAUGGAAGCCUCGGCUUCAGCCACUCCUUCGCAUCGCCCCAGAAAUCCUGUAGUAGCCCUGAAGCCUGUGGAUUCUGUCCCUAGUUCCGCUGAGUCCGGAUCAAGCCUUAGCCGGAGACCUGAAAUCGGCCGGGUUUAGCAAUGCUGCUGAGGACCCGGCUAAAGCGACUGUUGGAUUUAGUCCCCGGGAAGCGGCAGCUCGGGGUCUACCGAUUCUUGCCUUGUUUCUUUGUGCUGGGCGGUGUGCUGGAGUGGAUCAUGAUAAACGUACGCAUUGGGCACGAAACAUUUUAUGAUGUGUACCGAAGAAAACGUUCUGAACGACAGUACCAAGAGAAAUUAGAAGAACUAUCAACAUCUGGAAAUCAACUUCCUAAAUAAGUCAUUUAUACAUAAUUAGAUAAUUGUCUUCUUAUUAAUGUGUUCAUUAAACUAUUUCCUUAGUAAAAUCAAUAUGCUACCUGGUAUUCAUAUCUUAUUUUAUAAUUAACUCAAUGCAGAUUUUUUUGUAAAAUGCUGUAUUUCAUGGUAUUUUGUUCAAAUUGCAUUAAAUUGAGUGAAUUAAAAUAA